GGCGCAAGGCGGCAGGUCCGGCGCGAUGGAGGGUGUCGCUGGCGGCGCGUAUGGGGCGGCCAAGGCCGGCGGUAGCUUCGACCUGGGUCGCUUCGUGCAGCAGCCGCAGGUCCUGACACGGAUUGCCAGCGCGAUCUUCGCCCUGAUCGUGUUCUGUUGCCUGGUCGGGGAGGGCUACACCAACGUGCCCACCUCCUCCCAGCUCUUCUGCGUCUUCAACCGCAACGAGGAUGCUUGUCGCUAUGGCAUCGGCAUCGGCGUCCUUGCCUUCCUCGCCUGCAUCUUCUUCUUUAUGGUGGACGCCUACUUCCCCCAGAUCAGCAACACCACCGACCGCAAGUAUUUGGUCCUGGCAGACCUCGGCUUCUCAGGUCUCUGGACAUUCCUGUGGUUUGUUGGCUUUUGUUUCUUGACCAACCAGUGGUCCUCGACGCCGGCUGAGGAUGUGUACAUUGGGGCUGACUCAGCUCGAGCUGCCAUUACCUUUAGCUUUUUCUCCAUCUUCUCCUGGGGCCUCCUGCUUGCCUUUGCUUACAAGAGAUACAAAAUGGGGGUGGAGGACUUUGUUCAAAGCUACAUUGACCCCACCCCAGAGGUUUCAACCCCGUACUCCAGCUACCCCAACAUCAGCCAUGACAGCUACCAGCAGCCACCCUUCACCCAGACAGCAGAAGGCCCAGAGGGUUACCAGCCCCCACCGGUGUACUGAGCCCUGGUGGGGACCGCUGUACCAGUGCAAUUCUCUUCGAUGUGGUGGGAGGGGAGGGACCUGUGACUUGAAGGGGGCAUGUGGGGUGGGAGGGUGACAGCUGCUUUGUGUGAUGGCCACUGGGCCUUGGUGCUGGGGUGCAGGGUGGGCAUGGUCCAAGUGAUGGAGCUGAGCUCUCCACCUCCAGAAUCCAGAGCUUGUUGCAUAGAGGAUGAUUCAGCACAUGUUGGGUGAUUUGUAACUACUGAUCUCAGCCCUGCAGCUCCAGAGAGGGUGUGUGUAGAGUGGCCCCAGCCAAGUUCCUGCUCUGGAUGUUGUGCCUUGGGGGAAGCAGUGGGGUGUGGUUUGUCCCCUCAGCUUUACCCUUGUCACUGCUGCCCUGGCUUGUCCUGGCACUGGUGCCUUUCCAGCCCUGCUGGCUGCAACUCUUCAAGUGCUGGCCUGGCUGCUGCAGCACAGCCGGGUGUCCAGCUCCUGCCUUCCACCAGCUUCCCAUGCCUUCCCCUGUGGCUGCUGCUGGGUGAGCCUGAUGCCAAAGCCCUCUCUUCUGACUGCAAAAUCCCCUGCUGUGCCUUCCACAGUCUGUGAUAGAGCUGCUGGUGCUCAGAUGAUGUGGUUUGGGACCUGUGGGAGCAGUGAGCACUGGGAUCUCAGCAGGGCUGUGUCUGAGGGAGCUCCUGGAGGGCUUUCCUGUUGACAGAGUACUUGGCACCCCUUGAUGGCUUCCCACCAAGCACUGCAUAUGCAGUGGUGAGGCUGCCAUCCCAGGGCCCUGCUCACAGCCUGUGCUUUGGCUGCCCCCAGGGUACCCAGGCAGGCUGGUCAGCUCAGGUUGUUUUCUGCUGUUGCAAAGCUGUUCCCAGCAGCAGUGUGCGGUGUGUGAGCUGUCGCUGCUGGGGCUGGCCUUCAAAUAGCUCUUUGUUUGUCACUGUAGAGAUGGAUUAAACUUUUUCAC
Messenger RNA from Dryobates pubescens (Downy woodpecker), 1664 nucleotides. It is a transcript of the gene SYNGR2, whose product is annotated as synaptogyrin 2. The transcript is spliced from 4 exons. Gene Ontology annotation, cellular component: neuromuscular junction; synaptic vesicle membrane. Lineage: Eukaryota; Metazoa; Chordata; Aves; Piciformes; Picidae. Bases 26 to 709 code for a protein of 227 amino acids. The record is from RefSeq and is a predicted model, not a curated record.